UCGCCCAGCAUCUCCUCCCGAGGAGCAGUCCAGAGAGGAGGAGAGGAAAGGAAACGCGCUGAAAAUGUCUUUGGGGUCCUCCGCGUUUUCUCUCCUGCGAUGAAGCAGAGGCUGUGGGACUGGGCGGACGCCGUCAUAUGGGCCUUCAUUCUCACAGACAUGCGGGGUCUUUUUCGCCGGUGCUGUUAACGCAGGAAAAAAGCUAAAAAAAUAACUGUUAGAAAACACAGAAGAUGAAGAAGCAAUUCAAUCGAAUGCGACAGCUCGCCAACCAGACCGUUGGCAGGGCAGAAAAAACAGAAGUACUAAGCGAGGACCUACUACAGGUGGAGAAGCGUCUGGACCUGGUCAAGCAGGUCUCCCAUAGCACACAUAAGAAACUCACCGCCUGCCUGCAGGGACAGCAAGGGGCUGACGUGGACAAGAGAUCGGUCAAGUCACCUUCGAAAAAGUUGCCAUUGACCACACUGGCCCAGUGUAUGGUGGAAGGAGCUGCAGUACUAGGAGACGACUCUUUACUUGGCAAGAUGUUGAAGCUGUGUGGGGAGACGGAAGAGAAGCUGGCCCAGGAGCUGAUUCUCUUUGAGUUCCAGAUUGAGAGAGAUGUGGUGGAGCCUCUAUACGUCCUGGCUGAGGUGGACAUUCCCAACAUACAGAAACAGAGGAAACAUCUAGCAAAGCUUGUUCUGGACAUGGAUUCAGCACGUACAAGGUGGCAGCAAUCAUCCAAGUCCUCCAGUCACCCCAGCAACCUGCAACCGAGCGGGGCCAAAGCAGAUGCCCUCAGAGAGGAGAUGGAAGAAACAGCCAAUCGGAUGGAAAUCUGCAGGGACCAGUUAUCAGCAGACAUGUAUAAUUUUGUGGCCAAAGAAAUAGACUAUGCAAAUUACUUUCAGACGCUUAUAGAGGUUCAGGCGGAGUAUCACAGGAAAUCUCUGGAGAUUCUGCAGAGUGUGCUGCCUCAGAUCAAAGCGCACCAGGAGGCCUGGAUAGAGAAACCGUCCUAUGGCAAGCCGUUAGAGGAGCACCUGACCCUCAGUGGCAGAGAGAUAGCCUUCCCCAUUGAGGCCUGCGUCACCAUGCUGCUGGAGUGUGGCAUGCAAGAGGAGGGUUUGUUCCGAGUGGCCCCCUCCGCCUCCAAACUGAAGAAGUUAAAGGCAUCGCUAGACUGUGGGGUGGUGGAUGUGCAAGAGUACUCUGCGGAUCCUCACGCUAUAGCAGGGGCUCUGAAGUCAUAUCUCCGUGAACUCCCUGAGCCUCUGAUGAUGUCUGAGCUCUACGAAGAGUGGAUUCAGGCCUCAAAUAUUCAAGAUAUGGACAAGAGGCUCCAAGCCCUGCUGGCUGCAUGUGAGAAACUUCCACCGGACAAUUUAAACAAUUUCAGAUACUUAAUUAAAUUCCUAGCCAAGCUGACCGAGUACCAGGACUCCAACAAAAUGACUCCUGGAAACAUUGCAAUAGUACUGGGACCUAAUCUGCUGUGGUCACAUUCUGAAGCGAACAUGACAGAAAUGAUGACCACUGUGUCCCUACAAAUCGUCGGAAUCAUUGAGCCUAUCAUACAGCACGCUGACUGGUUCUUCCCAGGAGAUAUUGAGUUCAACCUGACAGGCAGCUACGGCAGCCCCAUGCACACCAACCACAACUCCAACUACAGCUCCAUGCCCUCUCCAGACAUGGACCAAUCAGAGCGCAAGCAGCCACACGACCAGAGCCGACGCCCCCUCAGCGUUGCCACUGACAACAUGAUGCUGGAGUUUUACAAAAAGGAUGGCAUUAGGAAAAUUCAAAGUAUGGGGGUCAGGGUAAUGGAUACGUCUUGGGUGAAAGGGAAAAGUGCGUCCACUCUGGCCCGGAAAGCCUCGUCCACCCCACCCAGUGCUCAGCCACCAGGAUCGCCUGCCGACACGCUCAUCUGUGAGCAGACAGGGGAGCUGGCCACCUCGCCUAUCCCCACCCCUCCUCCAGCAGACAGGGCCGGCUCGGACGAGGUGUCGCCCCACCGGCCGGACCCCUCUCAUGCCUAUGCGCCCCACGGGGAGGAGCGGCCGCCCCCUCCUUACCCUUCCGCCUGUUCCACUUCAUCCACCUCCCAUGGCCCCCACCACUUCUACCCCAAACCCCCUCCCUGCGCACGCCCUGUGGCCCCAGGUCCCGAGUCCCAGCCCCCUGACUCCCCCCCCUUACGUUGGUCCGGCUUUGGCCCCCCUGCUCAGCCCCAGCCCCAGCCCCAGCUGCCCCCGCCCUCCUCAUCUUCCUCUUCCUCCUCUUCCUCCCUCGACAUCAACUCCAACCCAAAGCCCAGCUGUCUGCACUUCCCCAAACACGGCCCCGUGUGCGACCUGCCGCAUGCUGCCCCGCUUGAUGCGAACGCCUCCCCCCUUUAUGUUAAAACGCCCCUGGUGCUGACCCGCCACGAGGUGGCACUCGGAAACCCCCCUAGCCUCCCCUCCUCUGGCCCCCCUCCGUGGGCCGCCUGCCCAUGUGCCCGUGAGCGAGGACCCCCCAGGCUGACUAGCACUCUGAAGAGUAAGGAGCUCUCGCCUGUGAUCGGCCAUAAGGCUGUGCAGGUGACAGGACCGACAGUGCCCCCUGUUGGAGGCCAGCAGAGCAACAGCCAGUCGCCCCACUCGGCUGAGCACAGCCCCCACACAUUGCGCAAAGCAUCGAAGAAGCUGGCCCCUGUGCCACCCAAGGUUCCGUAUGGCCAGUCAGGGGGGAUGUCAGACCAGUCCACAGGUCAGCCGUCGCCGGUCAGCCUGUCCCCCACUCCCCCGAGUACCCCCUCCCCGUAUGGCCUGGGCUGCCCCCCGGGGCAUGCACCUGCCUCCUCCCCUGGGCAGGCCCCACUUGGGGCGCCCCACUCCCUGUCCUCUCCCCCGUCUCUGACCGGUACACUCACCAAGUCGCGGCCCACCCCCAAGCCCCGGCAGAGACCCAGUCUGCCUCCUCCGCAGCCGCCCACUGUCCCCCCCACCGCCCCCCAGCCCAUGGAGCAGGGCCUGCUGGACGGAUUGUCCCCCGGGGAGAGCAUGUCCACAGCAGAUCUCUUCAGUUUGGAAAUCCCCUCCAUCAAUGUCAAUCUGGACAGCCUGCUGGACGAGUUCAGGGUGGGCGCGCCCUGCCGGAGCUCCAUGGCCGUGGCUGACCACUCUCCAGAGAGGGAGCCCUUGACCGAGGAGGAGUCCCAGAGCACCACGCUAUAACCCCUGAGCCCAGCCAGCAGCACCCCAGCCCUGCCUUGCCAAGCCCUGCCAAGCCCCGCCCACCUUCUGCUGAGGCCCUGCCCAAGCACAAGGCCUCCACCAGCCCCUCCUCCCUGCUUCCUCACCCCUCCAUUGGAAAUGGACCCCACCCUCUCCCCUACAAAACGCUCACACCUGCUCCAACCUUCUCACUGAUAAGUAGAUAGAAUAUGUGAUACCAUCUACACAACUCACAACUUGUGCCAUAGCAGAAGCGGUGGAUGGUGGACUUCGGGAAUGUUGAGUUUAUUGUGUAUUGUGGACAUUGUGCCACGCUUGUUUUCUCUCUGAUCGAUUCUGCUUUUUUCUUUCUGCCUUAUAAUCGGAGCCUGAAGUUAAAUUGCAAUACAGUGGGACACAGGAGGGGUGUUUGCUGAUUCUAAAGGAACCUCAUAUUAUUCUUUUUGCUGGAAAGCAUGAGACCAUAGUGCCCCCUCCUGGCGUGAGAGGGUAGUACUUGCUCAUAUUCUUUACAGGGUCCAAGGAGGUAGACUGGUUUCAUUUCUUGUAGAUGAACUGAAGACUAAAGCAUGCAAACUUUGUUUAAGUCUAGUUUUACAAUGCUGAGGCCUCAUUUGACUCUUUUACUCGCUCUCUCUAUGUCUAUCUCUAUCUAGCGAUCUCUCUGUCUUUCUGACAUGCACGCAGGCCUAUACAUACCACUGCUUUGGCAUAGACAAUACCACUCAAUUUCUGAUGAAAUGGGCACUCAUCCAGUCUAGCACAUUCUGAAAAUGUUUUUGAACGGUUUGUAACGCACCAGAAAAACAAUGAGAUAAGAGCUCAUGGUAGAUAUUUGUCUCACUCUCCUAAAAUGCACCAUGAAGGUCAGUGGUACGUAUUCCUUUUACCGUUCACUCCUCCAGUGGCAGCUGCAGUUCUGCUGGUAAAGAGAGGUCAGACAAUUAAAUACAUAAUUUGUGCCUCCCAUUCAGACUUCAUGUAUCAGGAUAUAAAGAGUAAUGACAGGUUCCGCUCCUGUGUAAAUACGAAGACUGUACAUAAAGAUCUGUAGAUAUGUGUUCAUGAGAGGACAAAUGUAAAGGCAAAUAUGAAUUAUAUAUUCAUAUGUGUGACAUUGCCAUAUUUAUCUUGUAUAGAGAUAACGUUCUAUGAUAACUGAGUAUUAUUUUGUCCCUGAAUACUUGUUGCCAGAUUCACAGAGAGUGAGUGAGCUUUUGCACUUUUGUAAGCCAUGAACACUAACUUUAAUAAUAUGAAUGCGGAAUAUGUCAAAAAGGCCCAGCAGAGUUUCACCCUAUAGAGAAAUCAGAAUCUUUUGCAGGUCUCAUACAGCCUUAAUUGAAAACAAUAAAAGUGACAUUCUGCACAAGUACAUUAUCAUUUCUCAUCAGAACAAUUCUGUAAAUGUCUGGCAAAAGCACUGCAAAUGAGCAGAGUAUUACAUACAUCGGGAAAACUGAAGUUCAGAUCGAUUUUUUGUGGAUAGCAAGUGUAUGCGGUGAAUUUUUACUGAUCUAUUAACAGCAGCUACUUAGCAGGUGAUAUACUUCAUAUAUGGCUACAAACCACUUGACCCACUUCCAAACUCUGAUCAUGCUAAGGUAUUUAAAGUUGGAGCAGGGAACUGUGUAAAAAAUACCAGAAGGCGGAGCUUGUGCUUUGUAGCCAUGUAUAGUGAAUAUAGUAAAUGUGUUGGUCACCAAAGCUGUUUUCUUGCCUUUAUUCUCCUCUUUCUGUUUGGCUAAUACCACCAGACUUUAUUGUUUUCUUGUAUUACUUCCCCAUCAAUUGUAUAUUUUAUAAGUCAGCAUCAGGGGUCAUUUAUCAAUACGAGCAGGCUUUAUUGUCUCACUGCCUUCUCUGUGACACUCUGGAUUAGGGCUGCACAAUAUGGAAAUUAAAGAAUACUAGCAUCUUGAUUAUAUUAUUACACAGUGCAAUUGACCUGCCAUAGUUACUGUUGCUAUGCCCAUCAAACUUUCAGCUCAGGCUACCUGGUAGCAUCCGUAUCACUUAACUUUACUUCAAUAAUACAUUCAUUUAGAAGCACACAGUGGAGCACAAUGGAAACAUUAUUCAUUCUAAAAAACAAUUAAGAACAUUUUACUUUACAAGAUGUUCAUUUCAGACAUGCAUGUUUGGACAUGACAAAAUGAAUGUUGGCCUAUAUGAAAGGGAACAAAAUUGACUGCUAUCUACGUUCUCACUGCAGGUUUGUUUUAAGAAAUUCUAUGGAGUUUUUCUUUCUGUUGAUGGAAGAAAUUAGCAUUUAAAGGACUUGUGAUUCUGACUGAGACAUCAAAUCAGCUAUCAUGUGUAAAAUAUUGGUGAAUCAGUCAGUUUUAUACUAUACUGGCAAAUUUUAAAAUAUUUGUUGAUCACUGGUGAAUCAACAUUAUGACAUGAUUAAAGAUUGGCCAGCAUCAUUCUGACCCAAAUCCUUUAUUUGGAUUAAAGUGAAUAGCUUGACUGAUUCACAGAAGCACUCAUCUGGAACUAUUAUUGGUCAAUAUGCUUUCAGCACACAGUAAGAAACAUUUUGCUUGGACUCUUGGCUUAUCUGCAAGCCGUAAGCUUCUGUGAAAAUGGUAUUGCAAAGACCGUUUCGCACUGUAUUGUGCAGCCAUACUCUGGUUUAUUGUGUUGAAGCUAUGACCAGUAGAUGUUUGGGUGAUCAGGGUAGAUAUGGAAUCUGUUUGGUCAGUAAGACUCUGCUGUGUCAGAAUGGAAACAGGCAUGUCGAAAAUAGUGUCGGUGAAAGUGCAAUUACACUUUAUUCUGUUGUUAACCUCACUGGGAAGUGGCCCUAAGUGCACGCUACUUCUUUCCCAUCAUUAAGAGCCUAACUCUGAGAGGUUCCCAAACGUCAUGGCUUCUAUUAUUAUUCUCUCUUCUCCUUUAUUUGACUGAGCGUUAGUGUACUUCAGGGACAAGAGGACUUCUUUGCUGAAAUGUAUGGUAUGCCUCAGUGUGCAUUCUCAAUCUGUUCUAUUAUGAUGAUUAUUGGUGACUGAGUACUCUUUUUAAUAGUUGUAGUGAUUAUACAAUGAUAAUUGCAAGUGCCCUCACAAUAGAUAUUUAUGUCCUGAAGCUAAUGACGAGUUUUGUGUGUGUACUUGAGUUUUUUUUUGUUUGUUUUUUUUUUAGUUUUUUGUUUUUUUGGUCUGUGUUGGUUUCUUCAGUGUUCUAUGAAGAGGCACGUGUGCAUCUGAAAUAAAGAGUGGUGAUUGAAUGUGAUUGAACCUUUACUCUCACUCUGCACUGAGGUAAAGGCUUUGUCAAUACCUUAUAGGAGCUGCAAUAGACGCAUGAUUCAUUUACUUUAUUUAGGUGACACUUCUGUGGUUCAUUUGUUCCUGUUGCCAGUCACUUUGAAUGCUUGUGUAAAUGUUGAUUUAGGGAAGGGAUUUACAUGCGAUUGCAUAAGUCUGUCAGUCACUUCUGGGAUUAUUAUCAUACAGUCAGCGGCACGCCAUUCCGAGGCCAGAAAUUGCCCUGUGUACAGCUGCUGGAACUGCUACGGCUGCUGUGCCAGGCUAAAUCAAUCAAGGGCCAUGUUGAAGUGUAGUUAACAGUUAGCAGUAGUGUACAGUGACCAUUGCUACUUAGCAACCAGUGGUUGGUCAAAACAAUAUGCUGAUGACAACAUAAGUUUAACUCUUUUUAAUCAGAUUGUGUAGUAAAACAUCAGCAAGGGUUUUUUUUUUGUUUUUUUUGAUCAGCCAUUGGUUGCUAAGUAACAUUUGUUUUACCUUAAACUGCUGUUGACUACACUUAGAAGGAUUUGACAAGAAAAUGCCUAAAAUGUUUGCAAUCUGUCAAAUUCCAAAUAGGUUAUAUUCUGAAUCUGCUUUUUCCCCCCUAAGCUACACAAAGUAAGUUUAAGCAACACAUCACUUGGUGGUGGUACCUUGCUGGCUGAAGAAAUUGCCAGUAUUAAAACAUUUAAUGUUGGGGGGCUUCUUGCUUGACUUUGUUUACUUUGCAAAACUUUUAAGCAAUAGAGGAUUCAAGGUUGAGCAAUAUGUCUGUCACAAAAUCAUAUUCUAUUGCCUAGUUUUACCAGAGUGAAUCACACAGUCUGAUCUCAGCUAGUAUAUUGUUUUCUUUGUGAAGGAAGACAGAUCACUAGUGUGCACAUUUAACACAGAUACCUGUGGACAUUGUGGCCGUUGCUGGGUGCCAUUACUCUAGGACUUCCAGCAGUGCAUCCAAAGCAUCAGUUGCAGAUAUGCUACUGGGACAAGUGAUUUCCUUUGCUUGUUUAAUGAUUUCUCAUUUACAGCACUCACAUUUCACAAGUCCUUAGAGAGAUGUUCAAAGUGCAGCUCAAUUCAGUAACAUUGAGUUCUACUAAAUGAAAACAAAACUGACACAAGACAAAUGAACAAGACAGGCGUUGCAUAUGUAAUCAAACAUCACUUGUUUGGAGAUCAGAAAGCUGUCUGUUGACGUUGCCAUUUUUCUUUUGUUGUUGUCUUAAGAUCAGAGAGUGGAUGUGACAAUGCAAUGCAUGCACUUAGUCUCUUCUGAUAAUUCAUGAUUCUUGUCACUUUCUUUUAAGACUGCUAUAUGUUAUGAGUAAACUGGGGAGAGGGCCAAAAAUAUUAGGUAUGUGUGAAGAACUGGUCAAAAAAAAAAGUAAUGGGUUUACGUACAAGUGGCUCCAUUAAGUCCUUUUAUGUACAGCCUCUCCCCUGCAUUCAUAACUUAUGUACAAA
This is a messenger RNA of Pygocentrus nattereri (red-bellied piranha), 7930 nucleotides long. RefSeq names its product rho GTPase-activating protein 44 (gene arhgap44a). The record is from RefSeq and is a predicted model, not a curated record. The coding region runs from base 234 to 3206 and encodes 990 amino acids. NCBI's taxonomy places the organism in Eukaryota, Metazoa, Chordata, Actinopteri, Characiformes, Serrasalmidae. Gene Ontology annotation, cellular component: presynaptic active zone; dendritic spine; leading edge membrane. The transcript has 22 exons. Gene Ontology annotation, biological process: neurotransmitter receptor transport, endosome to postsynaptic membrane; regulation of actin cytoskeleton organization; regulation of dendritic spine morphogenesis. Gene Ontology annotation, molecular function: protein binding; GTPase activator activity.